AUGAGUGAUGAUAACCAUGAAAAAAUACUAUCAAAAUAUCUACAUUGUGGAAUUAAAGUAGAUAAUCAGAAAUCAGGAACUAGAUUUGACUUAAAUUCUAUAACUGCCGGAGUUUUAAAUAUCGGGCUUUUGCACGAUAUUUAUUGUUGGGGCCGACUUUCGCUGGGAGAAUUACAAUUACCUACCUGA
Clunio marinus is the source of this 189-nucleotide messenger RNA. The record is from the annotation of a GenBank genome assembly. NCBI's taxonomy places the organism in Eukaryota, Metazoa, Arthropoda, Insecta, Diptera, Chironomidae.